Messenger RNA from Acipenser ruthenus (sterlet), 2506 nucleotides. RefSeq lists its product as uncharacterized. The record is from RefSeq and is a predicted model, not a curated record. Bases 1 to 2049 code for a protein of 682 amino acids. NCBI's taxonomy places the organism in Eukaryota, Metazoa, Chordata, Actinopteri, Acipenseriformes, Acipenseridae. The transcript has 6 exons.
AUGGCAGUACCUAGCUGUACAGGGGGAGUCGGCGGUGCCGGAGUUCAAGCUGGCUCUAAUGGGGAUCCUGUCCCGGGUGGCUCCUCUCAGCCCAGGGAGUCAGCGGCGGCGGAGCAGCCAGCAGAGGCAGAGGAAUCGGUGGACGAGGAGGAGAUGUCGCUACACAGGGAGGGCGAAGAGGAAGAUGAAAAUUUCUCCAACACCUCACAGCUCUCUGACAUUUCGGCAAGCCAAACCGCCUGGAAAGUGGAGCACAAGCAGAUGAGCUGUAUGAGGCUGCCCUGCGGGAUUGAGAUCUCCAGCCCUGCGGAGCUCAGGCGUGUGGCAGUAGAUUUCUACAGUGAUCUAUAUAAGACUGAGAACUGUGACCUGGGAAAGAUGGAGCGACUGCAUCAGGGGCUCCCCAGUCUGAGUGAGGAGGAGUGGUGUGGGCUGGACACCCUGCUGACCCUUCAGGAGUUCACUGCUGCCGUCAUGCAUCUCUCCAACCAGAACGCGCCUGGGAUCGAUGGGCUGCAAGCUGAAUUUUAUAAAUAUUUCUGGGACUGUACUGGACAGGACAUUUACAAGGUUCGUCAGGAGUGCAGCCGGGAUGGAGAUCUGCCUUUGAGCUGCCGCAGGGCAGGAAUCACGCUGCUACCCAAGAAAGGAGACCUCUGCAACCUUAAGAACUGGCGCCCCAGGGGGAUACGGCAGGGCUGCUCCCUCUCAGGGAUGCUCUACUCCCUCUCUAUAGAGCCCUUCCUGCACCGGCUGAGGGAGAAGCUAACAGAGCUGGCUGUGCCCCCAUAUGCUGAUGACGUUAAUGUCUUCAUUAUUAAUGACAGGGGCGUCGCUGUGCUGGAAUCCUGCAUAGAGAACUAUGAAAAGGCCACCUCAGCUCAGGUCAACUGGGCAAAAAGUGCAGCUUUCCUGUCUGCUGUCCUGUACCUCCCCCGUGAGGAGGGGGGGCAGGGGCUGAUUGAUAUCUUCAGCAGGGUGGCAGUGUUCAGGCUGCAGGCUGCCCAGAAGCUGCUCUAUGCCCCUGAGUGGUUGAGUGUUGGCAAAUGUCUUGACAGGCUAUUGGAACAGUGGCCUGCUCUACUAAAGUUCUUCACAAGCAAAGAGAGUCCUUCAUCUUCUGUCACUAAAGGCUCCAGUGGGGCACACGCUGGCGGACCAGAUAAAAAAGCACAGCCUCAUAGUGACAGACCACAUGAAAGAGCACAGUCUAGCAGUGCACAACAGCCUACUGUAACAGCACAGCUUAAACAGAGUCAGGUUCAUAAGAAGCCUGGUCCCAAGCAGAUGCCUUCUAUAAGUGGGAAGUUGGUUCACACUUCAAUACCUACAAAGCAAAAGUUUUGUAGUAAAGAGUCUUCAGCCAAAGCCCAAGAAGGACACUGUCAGAAGUUGAAGAGGCCUAGUUCAGAUUCACAGAAGAAAUCCCUCUCCACAUCUGGAAAAACCAAACCAAGAGAGAGCAUGCCAUUAUCAACUAAACAGGAUAUAAUCAAGUCUUGCUUUGAGAGAGCAUCCACAAAGUUGUAUUGCUUAUUUCUACAAGCAAGUAUUCCAGCAUUUGAUAAACUCAAUCUCCUGUUGCAAAGUGAUAAGCCUAAUAUCCAUGUCCUUGGCAGGGAAUUACAAGCCAUUUAUACAGAUCUUCUCUGCAAGUUUAAGCCAGCUGUAUUGGUAGCAGCCUCUAGUGUGUACACAGUAGAUUUUAGAAGUCUCAACAACCAGAAAUCUGAGAAUGACCUGGUGAUUGGAACAAAGACCAGACAAUAUCUGCACGCCUGCAUUGCUGAUAAAUCACUGCAACAUGAAGAUGUUAAGCUCUUCUACUCUUCUGCAAAGGCAUACUUUUCAGAGGCAUGCACAUACAUGCAGAAGAAAUUUCCUCUUCAGGAUGAACUGCUUAGGAAUGCCCAAGUGGCAGACAUCAGUCAGCGGGAGAAGGUGUCAUUUGACUGUGCCCUUAAUUUUGUGGACAGAUUUGGGCUUGUCAAAGAAGAUGAACUGGAGUCCCAGUUCUUCAGAGGACAAUUUGUCAGCAGACAGGGCUGAUGUAGCAUGGAAUAUGAUUGGACAAUUGAAAAAUUGUACAACACAGAAAUCCAGUUUCAGUGUGCUGGUGAAGGUCAUGCUGGUGAUCCUAACCAUUCCUCACAGUAAUGCAGAUAGUGAGAGGGUGUUUAGUAUCGUUCGCAAGAAUCGUACAGCGUUUUGGCCAAAUUUAUCUGAUAGGACCCUGGAGGCACUGCUUGUCCAGAAGCUCCACAUCCUUGCACGUGGCAGUGUGUGCUACAAGAUGGUGUUUGGCUGUGAUCUGCUUAAAAAAUGCAAACAAGCUACCAAUAAAAAAAUAAGUGGAAUUUAAUACCUGAACUACAUUAAUACAGUAAAUACCAACGUACAGAUCAGGAGGUCCUUAACUUUUUUUUUUUUUUUUUUUUAUAAACGACUUUUAAGUUGGAAAUGUUAAAAGUUUGUAAUGAAGCAAAUUGUACCAAUGUUUGUGUAU